CGCUUUAUUACAAAGAAAUACAUCACUCAUCCAUAAAACACCCUAUUGGUGAUACCUGCGAAGGAAUGUCGAUGAUGUAGACAUGCCACUUUUUCCAGUUCCAAAUUCCCCAUGACGUAUUGAACCCCCGUAGAUUUUCCGUGGUGGGGCGACUCGAGAGUUCCUUAUACUACAAGAACAGCUGAGUAGAAGUAUAACAUUAAAUCGCUCCCAACGAAUCUAAAUACAAAAAGCGACUCUGAUAAUAUUCAAACAAAUCACCCAUAAUGGAUAAAUCAAAUUUCACCCCUCCCGGAAUCACCACCACAGCCGCGAACCAAGCCCAGAAAGCAAUGGGUGAUCGCCCAACAACCACAACAAACACACCUCACAUGCGCGAGGGCGAGACACAACUCACACUACAAUGGUAUGGAAACAGAGGUUCGUAUUCCUCCUACACUAUCCUCCACUUAAAACUCAUAAGAAAAUCUAGAUGUUCGAGUCAUAGAAGCACCCGUCCCAGCAAUCGCCGAGCCAACAGACGUAAUAUGCAAAGUAACAGCCACCACCGUCUGCGGAAGCGAUUUACACCUGUACAACAAGGAAAUCAUGCAGCUCCAACGGGGAGACAUCCUGGGUCACGAGUGGAUGGGUGUCGUCGACGAAGUUGGAUCGGAGAUUAAGAAUGUGAAGAAGGGUGAUCGGGUCGUUGCUUCUUUUCAGAUUGCGUAAGUCAUACCACCAACUUCCAAAAAUUGCUAUUGUGAACUGAUCUCUAUGUAGAUGUGGGACAUGUAAAUUCUGUCAGGAAGGCUUAUCUUCCAUGUGCGAUAAAACCAAUUCCUCAUCCGUACAAGAGAAGCUCUACGGUAAACCGUUCGCUGGUUUAUUCGGCUACAGCCAUUUCGCGGGUGGAUUCGCAGGCGGACAAGCUGAAUACGUCAGGUGUCCAUUUGGCGAUGUCAACCUAUUGAAGAUCCCCGACAGCGUUCCCGAUGAGAAGGCACUUUAUCUCUCAGAUAUCGUACCCACCUCCUACCACGCUGUGCAAUGCGCAGAUGUCGAGAAGGGAAAGAGCGUUGCCAUCUGGGGAGCUGGUCCUAUUGGACUCCUCGCCGCGAAAUGGUGCAUGUUAGCAGGAGCACGACGAGUAAUCGUGAUCGACAAAGUGAAGGAACGUCUUGCUCUGGCUCGGGAUACGAUUGGAACCGAUAUCAUCAAUUUCGAAGAAGAAAACGAUGUCGUUGCCGCAAUCUACAAACUCGAGCCCGAGGGAGUACAUUGCGGUAUCGACGCAGCUGCAUUCCGAUAUACCAAGGGAAUACUCCACACCGUCCAACGAGCUGUCGGAUUAGAAACCGAUUCCUCCGAAAUCGUCAACGAAGCUCUACGAGCCGUGCGGAAAUUCGGCUCCAUCUGUCUCGUGGCCGAUUACGCAGCCCUCACCAAUCAAUUCCUCAUCGGAGCCCUGAUGGAAAAGGGAAUCACCCUCCGAGGCGCCGGACAAGCUCCUGUGCAGAAGUAUUGGAAAGAUCUACUGAAAAAGAUUGAGUCGGGAGAGUUUGAUCCUACCAUCAUCCUCUCGCAUCGUUUCCACAUCGAUGAGUUUAGAGAGCUAUAUGAGGCUUUCGAUAAGAAAGAGGAUGGGAUCAUGAAGACUUUUGUGCAGACCAGAUUUUCCGGCCCUCAAGCUCCUGGGACACCGGCAUUGAGUAGUUUCAAAGCUGGAGACGUGAAGCCUUCUGCGGUGGUAUAGAGGUGGAUUGGAAUGUGCAAAAAGAUGAUGUAUUAGUAUAAGAACGCAAUAUAAUGCCAUGACGAUUA
Molecule: messenger RNA, 1803 nt
Organism: Hymenoscyphus albidus
Lineage: Eukaryota; Fungi; Ascomycota; Leotiomycetes; Helotiales; Helotiaceae
Source: the annotation of a GenBank genome assembly